AUGUUACCACUAACCAUUAACGGGGACUGUGUGGAGAGGGUGGCAGACUUCCGCUUCCUGGGAGUUCACAUCGAGGAGGGCCUGACCUGGGGUGUGAACUCCACAGAGCUCAGCAGCACAGCGGCCCAGAAGAAGGCCCUCCAGAGGGUCAUCAACUCAGCCCAAAAGAUCAUCGGCUGCACCCUUCCCACACUGGAGGAACUGCACAGUUCCCGCUGCCUCAAAAAGGCUCAGAACAUUGUUAAAGACACUUUCCAUCCUGGUCACAACCUGUUUGAGCUGCUGCCAUCAGGCAGGCGAUACAGAAGCAUCAAGGCCAGGACAAACAGGCUGAAAAACAGCUCCUACCCCACUGCACGUGAACUCAAAUCUAACCUGAAGAAGAAGUGUGAGUGUGUGUUUGAGGGGAUUGCUAAAGCAGGAAAUCCAACACUUCUGAAUCAGAUCUACACAGAGCUGUACAUCACAGAGGGAGGGAGUGGAGAGCUCAGUGAGGAACAUGAGGUCAGACAGAUUGAAACAGCAUCCAGGAAACGAGCCAGACCAGAAACACUAAUCUCAUGUGAGGACAUCUUUAAACCUUUACCUGGAAGAGAUCAACCAAUCAGAACAGUGAUGACAAAGGGAGUGGCUGGCAUUGGGAAAACAGUCUUAACACAGAAGUUCACUCUGGACUGGGCUGAACACAAAGCCAACCAGCAUGUCCACUUCACAUUUCCAUUCACUUUCAGAGAGCUGAAUCUGCUGAGAGGGAAAAAGUUGAGCUUGGUGGAACUUCUUCAUCACUUCUUCACUGAGACCAAAGAAGCAGGAAUCAGCAGGUUUGAGCAGUUCCAGGUUGUGUUGAUCUUUGACGGUCUGGAUGAGUGUCGACUUCCUCUGGACUUCAACAACAACCAGAUCCUGACUGAUGUUACAGAGUCCACCUCAGUGGACGUUCUGCUGACAAACCUCAUCAAGGGGAAGCUGCUUCCCUCUGCUCGCCUCUGGAUAACCACACGACCUGCAGCGGCCAAUCAGAUCCCUCCUGAGUGCGUUGGCAUGGUGACAGAGGUGAGAGGCUUCACUGACCCACAGAAGGAGCAAUACUUCAGGAAGAGAUUCAGAGAUGAGGAACAGGCCAGCAGAAUUAUCUCCCACAUCAAGACGUCACGAAGCCUCCACAUCAUGUGCCACAUCCCAGUCUUCUGCUGGAUCACUGCUAUGACACUGGAGGACAUGUUGAAAUCCAGACAGAGAAGAAACCUGCCCAAAACCCUGACUGAGAUGUACAUCCACUUCCUGGUGGUUCAGUCCAAAGUGCAGAAUGUCAAAUAUCAUGGGAGAGAUGGGACAGAUCCAGUCUGGACUCCAGAGACCAGGGAGAUGAUCCUGUCUCUGGGAAAACUGGCUUUUGAGCAGCUGGAGAAAGGCAACCUGAUCUUCUAUGAAGCAGACCUGGCAGAGUGUGGCAUUGAUAUCAGAGCAGCCUCAGUGUACUCAGGAGUGUUCACACAGAUCUUUAAAGAGGAGCGUGGGCUGUACCAGGACAAGGUUUUCUGCUUCGUCCAUCUGAGCCUUCAGGAGUUUCUGGCUGCUGUUCAUGUCUUUGUGACAUUCAUCAACUCUGGAGUCAAUCUGAUGUCGCAAAAAUCAACCUCCAGGUGGUCUGCACUGUUCAAAAAGAAAACUAAACUAAAAGAACUCCUCCAGAGUGCUGUGGACAAGGCCUUACAGAGUCCAAAUGGACACCUGGACUUGUUCCUGCGCUUCCUCCUGGGUCUUUCACUGCCGACCAAUCAGACUCUCCUACGAGGCCUGAUGAGACAGACAGGAAGUAGCUCACAGACCAAUCAGGAAACAGCUGAGUUCAUCAAGGAGAAGAUCAGGAAAAAUCCCUCUCCGGAGAGAAGCAUCAACCUGUUCCACUGUCUGAAUGAGCUGAAUGACCAUUCUCUAGUGGAGGAGAUCCAACAGUACCUGAGAUCAGGACGUCUCUACACAGACAAACUGUCCCCGGCUCAGUGGUCAGCUCUGGGCUUCAUCUUACUGUCAUCAGAAGAAGAUCUGGAGGUGUUUGACCUGAAGAAAUACUCUGCUUCAGAGGAGGCUCUUCUGAGGCUGCUGCCAGUGGUCAAAGCCUCCAAGAAAUCUGUGCUGAGUGGCUGUAAUCUGUCAGAGAGAAGCUGUGCAGCUCUGGCCUCAGUUCUCAGCUCCCAGUCCUCUAGUCUGAGAGAGCUGGACCUGAGUAACAACGAUCUGCAGGAUUCAGGAGUGAAGCGUCUCUCUGCUGGACUGGAGAGUCCACACUGCAGACUGGAGGCUCUCAGGCUGUCAGGCUGUCUGCUCACACAGGAAGGCUGUGCUUCUCUGGCCUCAGCUCUGAGCUCCAACCCCUCCCAUCUGAGAGAGCUGGACCUGAGCUACAAUCAUCCAGGAGACUCAGGAGUGAAGCUGCUCUCUGCUGGACUGGAGGAUCCAACCUGGAGACUGGAGGCUCUCAGGUUGUGUUGCUGUGAUAUUGCCCCGGGGCAGACCCAGGACUAUGUAUCUGGCCUGGGAACGCCUUGGGAUCCCCAGGAAGAGCUGGUGGAUGUGGCCAUGGAAAGGAUCAUGUGGGCCGACCUCCUCAGCCUGCUGCCACCAUGA
Myripristis murdjan (pinecone soldierfish) is the source of this 2628-nucleotide messenger RNA. Its product is annotated as NLR family CARD domain-containing protein 3-like. The transcript is spliced from 7 exons. The coding region runs from base 1 to 2628 and encodes 875 amino acids. The record is from RefSeq and is a predicted model, not a curated record. NCBI's taxonomy places the organism in Eukaryota, Metazoa, Chordata, Actinopteri, Holocentriformes, Holocentridae. Gene Ontology annotation, molecular function: protein binding.